AUGGCUCAAUCAGUACCACAGGACGUUCAACAACGGCUCCUGAUAGACCCCAGUCAACCCACCUUAAUUGCUCCCAAGGCGAGAACUUGUCUUGGCUAUCUCGAAAAGAUAUGUGAUACCUUGCGUAUUAUUACGCCAGACCAAGCGAUUAAGGUUGGUUUUGAACGAAAUACCGCACUUCUUAAUUUCCAAGAUGCCAUUGCAAAAUUCCAAGCAUGGGGUGUUAGUAUUGCUGCCUUUCGUAGCGAAAUGCGCCCAAUGUCCCUCGAUUUUCGACUGCGAGACGCACUUGAUAUUCGAAAACGCCUGUGCCAGGUACUCGAGGAACUUCGGGAAUAUUUAGAAGAUUCAACUCAGAUUGUCUCUGGACAGAGAGUCAACCAUACAUGGGGAGAUAUCACGAGUGACAGCGACUCCGAUGAAGAAGGACAAGAACAAUCGCACGAGGUGGCAAACGCCGCGAAAUCAGGUGAGGUUGAGUCGACUUCAGAGCUUCAGGAAUUGUGCAUUGCCAUCAAUGCUUCUAUCGUGAACCUGAUGAAACUUUCCAUGCUUAUCCGCGAGUCAUCAAAGCGUGAUGAUUACGCCAAAGCGGCUUCUCGGUAUAACACAUGGAACCCAAGUUCAGAUAUCGGCCACGUGCAAGAGAAAUAUGGGUCUGCGAAAGAGAGUAGUGAUUGGAUGCUCAAACGUCUCGGAAAGGCAAUCACAAGGCGACGGCAAUUCUUGACAUAUCGGAAGGAACAUCACGGAAAGUUGACGGGAGAUUGGGGUGAGGAUAUCGAUGUUGUUGAGGAAACGAUUCAAGAGGACAAAAAGCCAGCGAAAUCGAUCGCACAAACUCAAGCCACAACCUUCGUGCCAAGUAUGAUUCCGCCGGAGGAAGACGGGUCGGACGUCGCUUGUUCUUUUGGAUCGCAGACCUCCUAUGAAGCAACUGAAGUCGCCAACGAAGACGGCCCGACCAAGUUGAUGGUCCCCCUUCCGCCAAAGUGGGCUUUCGAAGAUGUGCCAUUCGAGUAUGGUGAGCCUUUUCAGUGCCCCUUUUGCUACACCGAACAGGUAGUAAAGAACAAGAACGCGUGGAAAAAACAUGUGUUCUGGGAUUUGAAACCAUAUGUAUGCACUUUCCAAGAAUGCGCAACGAGAAUGUUUCGCAGCCGCAACGAGUGGUUUACCCACGAGCUUCAGUGUCAUAGACGCGAAUGGGUGUGUCAAUUUUGCCAACACGAUGCAUUUCCGACCGCAGAAAUGUUCUCUAAACACGUAGUUUCUAAGCAUCCAGCUAUUCUAGCUGGAUCAAAGAUAGAGGCCGUGAUAUUACAGAGCGAAGAGCCUAUUGCAAGGAUUCCGGUAAAUGCUUGCCCACUAUGCAAUGAGUGGGAAACGCACCUUUGUGACUCGAAACAGGAUUCAAAGAGACUACUCUUGAAUGAUGGGGAAAUUGUCGAGCCAUAUGGAACUCCCAAGCAAUUUCGAAGACAUCUUGGACGUCACAUGGAGCAACUAGCUUUGUUUGCCUUGCCAGUGAAGGGGAGUGAUGAGUUGGAAAAUGAGAGCCUAGAUGAACAGGAGGAAGAUGACACAGAUCCUGGCGACCAAGAAGACUUACUCAAGCCCCAACCUGAAGGUAUGGAAGGAUUUACAAUUUUUAGUCCGGGUGAUCCAAUGUUCGAGGCUAUUACAGACGACGGCAAUGCCUCAGAGUUCAGCUGCGGCACUAAUAACGAAAGUAAAUAUGAUUUUAAGGACCGAGCACAGCUUGAGAGCGAUAUUCAGCUUGAGAUUGCCAAGAAGCAACUCGAAUCCAACCGCACAGCUACUUCCGAGACCAGCCAUGAGGAUCAACGCAAACUUGACCAGCGUGAUAGUGAUAGUGAGAUUCGGCGUCUUGAAGUCGACCUGCAGAAAUUUAAAAAUGAGGAAGCCGAUGCGCUUGCAAAGGCAGCGAAGAACCCGGAAGCUGACAGAAGGAAGCCUGUCAAGUUCAAGGAUGCUGUGGGCCGUAAAUUCAGCUUUCCUUUCCAUCUCUGUGUGACAUGGGCUGGCAUGGAAGACCUGAUCCGACAAGCAUUCCAAAACGUCGAUGUGGUUGGCCCACAUGUCCAGGAUGGUCAUUAUGACCUCAUUGGUCCGAAUGGUGAGAUCUUAUUACCUCAAGUGUGGGAGACAGUGAUAGAGCCGGAUAUGUCAAUUACGAUGCAUAUGUGGCCAAUGCCUGAACCUUCUAAUCGAGCGAGCGGCCCGCCUCCACCCCCGCCUCCGCCCCCAGCGGGGUUGCCAGGUGGUCCGCGUGGCCCGCGAAAAGUCCCGAGGAAAGGUUUCUUAGGGUGGCAAGGACAAAAACCACUUAUUCCAUUACAAAGAAGAGCCAAAAUGGGUUCCUCGUCCACAGCAGUUGAAACAAGUCAAGCUUUAAACGAUGCUAAGGAUAUAAAAGGUGACAUUAUAGAUGAGGAUAGGGAAGAGUUUGAUCUUCGUCAAGAUAAAGAUCAGGAGGUCGAAGUGAAGAGUACAGGUAAUAGGGCAGUUAAAUCAGAUUUUCCUUAUAUCGAGGAGGUGAUCUGGUCGCCUAAUAUUACCCUUCAAAGUCCCAUCUUGAACAAUAUCAAACAGCCCUUCCUCAAGCAGAUCGAAAGAGUCGUUGCUAGUCUGGUAGUACGCUCUUAUUUUAGCGAAGCUGCAGCUGUUCUGUAUAGCGCUGCUGGUAUGCUGUGA
Venustampulla echinocandica is the source of this 2718-nucleotide messenger RNA. RefSeq lists its product as uncharacterized. The transcript is spliced from 5 exons. The record is from RefSeq and is a predicted model, not a curated record. The coding region runs from base 1 to 2718 and encodes 905 amino acids. Lineage: Eukaryota; Fungi; Ascomycota; Leotiomycetes; Helotiales; Pleuroascaceae.